This is a messenger RNA of Falco peregrinus (peregrine falcon), 6329 nucleotides long. It is a transcript of the gene MFAP3L, whose product is annotated as microfibril associated protein 3 like. The record is from RefSeq and is a predicted model, not a curated record. The transcript is spliced from 5 exons. Lineage: Eukaryota; Metazoa; Chordata; Aves; Falconiformes; Falconidae. The coding region runs from base 848 to 1996 and encodes 382 amino acids.
CCGACCCCGCCUCGCCCCGGCCGCCCCAGCCGCUGCCGCCCCCCGAGCCCCCCGCGGGCCCCGGGGCCGCCCCCCGGCCCGGCCCGGCCCCGAGCAUGCUCAGUGCCGCCCUGACCUACUUUCCCCUGCUGGAGCCGGCGGCGGCGGAGCGGCGGGCAGCGCUGCGCACGGCACGGCGUGGCACAGCACUGCGGCAGCGCCGCGCUCCGCCCGCCCCGGCCCCGGCCCCGGCCCCGGCCCCGGCAUGGUGCUGCGCGGGGCGCGCUGAGGGCACGGCGGCGGGCGCUGCCGCGGGGCGGCGGCGGGAGCGGCGGGCGAGCGGCAGCAGCCGGCGGGCAGGGUAGUCUCUCCUAAGGUAAAACUCAAUUUCAGAAGCGCCCUGAGGGAGCAACAAUCUAAAACUUCAGAGCGGUCUUGCAGUAACUAUCAAAUACGGCUGCGUAACGGGGCAGAUCCGAGCAGCAUAGGACGAGGGAGCUUAAGAGAACAGAGAGCACUACUGAGCAGGCACUUCCCUAGUGCGUUGCUGGAGAGGCUUGUAAGAGACUGCCCUUGCGAACAGUCCGCUUUCAGUUGUUAAACUGAAGCAUCUCAAAUGGAGCUUCCCCGAUAGCCCAGCUCUGGAAAUACAAGUACCAACCGUGUAAGCGAGGCUAAACACUAACCGCGACCUCAUUUGGAACAUACAUGGAAAAGUACAUUCCCAGGAGUGACAUGAGUAGGAUAUUUCAAACAUAAAAUUGCACAGAUCAAAGUAGAACUCUCCUGUGACCUCCUCACCUCAAGGGCCUGCGUUCAACAGAACCGAUCCCAGUUCCCAGCCAGUUGCGUAUACCACUGAAGGAAAAUGAACAUACUGAAAAGCCACCACUUUUUGUACUUUCUGCCCACCACACGCCUUGUCAUCUUAUUAGCAGCUUUGACGACUGCUGAGGAUGUGACUAAUAGCACUUUCAACCGCACUGACAUGAACACGGGAUCUGUGCCUGUGGUGAUCUCCCGCAUCAACCAUAUUAUAGUCAAGGAGGGGAGUAGUGCCUCAAUCGACUGCAAUGUCCAGGGUAGUCCUAGUCCACAUUACACAUGGUACAAUUCCAAUGGUCGCCUGCUCCGAGAGGAGGAGAAUAAAGCAGGAAAGUGGUGGUUUCAUGACAAUGGGCUACUAAACAUUACCAGUGUGUCUUUCGAAGACAGAGGUAAAUACACGUGCGUUGCAUCUAAUACAUAUGGCAGUGUUAACAAUACUGUGACGCUGAGGGUUGUUUUUACCUCCGGAGAUAUGGGAAUCUAUUACAUGAUUGUCUGCCUUGUAGCUUUUACCAUUGUUAUGAUACUGAACAUUACUCGGUUAUGUAUGAUGAGCAGUCAUCUGAAGAAAACAGAGAAAGCAAUCAAUGAAUUCUUCAGAACAGAAGGGGCAGAGAAACUCCAGAAAGCCUUUGAGAUUGCAAAGCGUAUCCCAAUUAUCACUUCAGCCAAAACGCUCGAGCUUGCCAAAGUAACUCAGUUCAAGACCAUGGAAUUUGCUCGCUACAUUGAAGAGCUUGCUCGGAGCGUACCUUUGCCACCGCUUAUCAUGAACUGCAGGACUAUAAUGGAAGAAAUUAUGGAGGUUGUCGGUCUGGAGGAGCAAGGACAGAAUUUUGUACGGCAGACAGCAGAAGGCCAGGAAACCACUGAAACAGAUGAGCUGUAUAUGAUCCCAAAUGCUUUGAAGCGCAGUGACUCUCCCACAGCUGACUCUGACACAUCAUCACUGCAUGAGCCAUCUCAGCAGAUUGCAAUAAAAGUGUCAGUUCACCCGUUGUCCAAAAAAGACUGCAUGGACGGUCAGUCACAAGAAAGCAUGCAGUUUGACACCAAGGAAGAAGACACUCCUCAAACACCAGCACUUCCUGCAGAACCCCCUCCUGAGCCUUCUGCUGAACUCAGUUCUGAUGACACAGCAUUGGCAAAUGACAAAAAUACAUGUGUUAUAUAUGAAAGCCAUGUAUGAUAGUUACUCCUGAAUCUAUGCAUAGCAGGAAAAUCAGGUGGAGCUCUUUUAAAAAUACGUAUUGUACUUGCCGCUAAGCCUUACCUGGAGACUAUCAUAGCAAAAGCAUGUAUGUGGAUUAUCUGGCACUUUCUUCUCAGUUUGACUUUAGUUUACCAUGAUGUAUGGCAGAGUAAUUGCUAUUACAUUAAUAUUAAUUGCUCUUUUCAAUUAGGAGUAUUUCCAAGAAACAUUUACCUCAGCAUUUUCUAGGUUGGAGUCACCUGUAGUGGCCUCCUGGAAGUCAUUGGUAGUCUUUGAUGUAGGACACUUGAACUUACUAAAUAUAAAACUGGUUUUCAUUUUCCUCCUUCACUCUUGUUAUUUCCAUCUCUUGCAUUUUUGCAAAUAUUAUCAUAUGAAUUUGAAAUAUUGCCCAAGGGGCAGCACUCCAGUAGCCAAAUAAAAUCCUAAUAGAUCCCAUUUACAAAGCCUCUUUGCUCAGCUGCAUUGUGAUUUAGAGGACUAUUAAAGUUAAAAUGUUUCCAUUUCAUUUGUUACCACACUGUUCAGGAGCAUGGGAAGUAGUUUUUCCUUUUCCAUGGAAUGAAGAUACCAACAAUUGGGGUUUUUUCACACAGAGAAGCAACUUCAAGGUGUAUUUCACAGAUGGGAAAGCCCAUAAACAUCUUACAGAAAGCUGAAGUCCAACAGCUCUGCAGGGUUUUUUUGCAUAUAUUUGAUCAUUUUUUACUUUGUCAGAAGUUUAUAUGGCAAACAGCUGCAAAUAUGCAACAUGUCCUCUUUUGUAGUAAUUUGGUAGGAGUAAGUAUGCACUCCUUAUCAGAAGAGAUUGAGGUUCCUUAACAGUCCUGCAGAUGCCAGUAAUCAGCUGAUGACAAGGCUCUAAUGGCAGAUGAAUCUUUCAUUUGGAUUCUCAAUUUUGUGCAGAUUCAUAUUCUGAAGUUCAAGCCUAAAUUCAUCUAUUAGCAUAAGUUUGAGAGUGUUCUACCCAAACUUAAAAAAAAUUAUAAUCAAAUGUCCUGUGAAAUUACAAUGAUGAUCACACAAACUGUUUACUGUGUCAUGAUUGCUUUGGUAUUUUAAGAACCUCCUACCUAUGUAGGAUGUUCAGCGCUUGAGCACAUGUGACUCUACCCCAAUAAAGCUUUAAUGAUCACAGUGAUUGUGGCAUUAAAAAGAAUCAACAUUUAUGCCAGGAAAUGCCAGGAGUGGAAGGGAAGUUAUGAUUUCUGUUGCCAGACACACAAUAAAAAGGACCUUCUCCAGAGUGAAUCUGGAAAGAAGGCACUUACAAGGAGGAGUUUGUGUAGGAUUAAUAGCAUAUUACUUAAUCAGCUGACACACAUUUAAUUUGGAACUAAUGAACAAACUAUCACCUUACAGUUUUUAAGAACUGUAGUGUAGGUAUAGCUACUCAAAAUAAAUCUGGAAUCAAGUAUAUUGCAGAAAAAAUCAUUUAAGUCUAUGGGGAGAUGAUGUGUGGAUGGCUCUCUGGACAUUUUAUUGAAGUAGCCACAUAUAUGUAAGUUGUCCAUUGGAGGCAAUCAGGUAUAUUAAACGCAUGGGUAAUUGAGACCAAACAAAGUCAAUGUUGCAGCUGUCUAAAAAAAACCUUGAUAAUGAACUGAGAUUUUAUGUCAACUUAUUCAUGUUAAAGUGCAGAGCUUCACUAGCAGUGUAAUACAGGAGUACCCCAUGACUUACGUAGGUGAUGCAGAGAUGGCUCCAUAUUUACCUUUCUAUGUUUAUUUAAAAAAAUACAUGUUUAAUAACGGGCUUGGGAUUUUGCAACCAACUUGUGAAAAUGACACCAUUUAGUUGCCUAAUAUUGCUUUGUGCUCACCACAGUGGCAGGCAUCUAUACAAAAUGCAUUUGCAGAUGCCCAAAAGGAAACAUGCAAGUGCAAAGUCCCUUUAGUAAUGUGGGUGGAAAUAUUUCAGUUCCAGCAAAGCAAUAUAGAUCUAGAACACAGGGUAGAUUAAGAGAAUACCAUAAAGAACCUCACUUCUGACAAGUGUGAUUGAAAAUACUAUUGAUGCAAACUCUUAAUUUCUUGUCUGAAUCCAAAGUACAUUUCUGUUCACUGUUCACAUCAGUUUUUCAAGUUACUUAAUGUGCUUCUGGUAUGAAAAAGGAUGAGGGCAGAAACAAAAGCAGAAGCUUGCACUGAAUUCUUUCAAUUCAUCUUAACGUCCUGAGAAGAGGCAUCUUUAUUUUUUUGCCUGUCCAGCAUUUACAAACAAUGCUCAUGCAUUCUAAAGUUACCUGUGUGGUAUCCAACUGAGAUUGCAAAGACAAGCAAGGAUGCUCUCCUUGAAAGCAUAAAAAUAAGUUUCAAAUUACACUUUAAAAUAGAAGAACAAGUUUCAAAAUUAUUAAACUACAGCAUUUUAAAUGUUUGGGGUUUUUUAAUUAUUAACUUUUUACAGUAGAGACCAGACCCCUUCACGUAUUCAUAUAGUGAUUGGUACCAGGGAAUUCUGAUUCUGACUGCUGCCCUCAGACUGUCCUCCAGCCUGUUUAUUAUUUAUUUAUUGAGAAACAUUUGAGAGGAAACAAGCCCCAUUGUUUUCUUCUGUGUGUAAACUUCCCUGAAAAUACAGAUUAUGUUUUUUUUCCAAAGACUGCCCACAAAGAGCAUGUGUUCGAAGUACGCACAAAUGUACAUUGCAAACGACGUAUAAGCAACAGUGAUUUGGAUUAGAUGCAUGUAAUAGGUGUAGUGCUGAAUUCCUGCUCUUGCAAGGUCGAAGGGAACCUUGUCUUUGCUGGAGCUGGACUCAAAACAGAGAGUUCACAGGUAGAACUGCUCCCGCCAGGCUGCUAUAAAUUCUUUAGGGAUUAACCUUUGUGGUAUUACCAGAAUAAAAGCAGAACAGCACUGUAUCUGAAGAAAAUACAGAUUGGAAUGGUUCUAGUUUAUGUAUUUUUUUCUGUUUUCAUGUAUGCUGCUCGGUAUCUUUAUGCAUUCAUUAUGUAACACCUGUAAGCAGCUUUUUACAUGCUUUCAGGCACGUCCUUUGAGGGAGAUAGAUGGGAAGCAAGACCCAUACCCAUCUUUCAUGUUCCAAACUUUCUGGCUGUGAUAUUAUAAAGUAAACAAUUCAUGCAGUAUUUCUAAAGGAAUGGCUUUUUUAUGGUGUGAGAACACAAUUAGCAAAUAGAAAAUUAGUGAUGGCUCUAAGAAAACAUUAACAUUUGCGUUGUUACAUACUUCCAUGCACCUUAAGCACUUCGGGGACAUUAGUGUGAUCUGUUCCCAUCAUUGGGCUAUGCACACCUUUUGUUACAUUGUUCUAUUUAUUACAGCACCAAACAUGAUGAUUCUUAAAACAUUCAGAAUCUGGAAAAUCCAGUCCAACUGAAUGUUUUUUCUAAAAGCCUAAGGAACACCAAGCCAGGUUUAGAAAGGAAAAGAGAUUUGCAGGAUGUAUUUACCCCAUUUAAAAGUAUUUUUGCCAAAACUUCAUGAAACAUGACUAGAUUUCUGCAGCACAAGAAAUCAGUGUUGGAUUUGAAUUUUACACUAACUAUUCUUUUUUCACUACAUGUAAGACCAUAUUAAUCAGACCACUUGAACGUAGUACUCAUCUACUUACUCAACAUUUUCUUUUUGAGCAGCAUUUAUUCACUGCUGAUCCUUUUUUGUUCUCUGAUUUGAGUAUGCUUGUGAUGAAUCCUACCCUUCGGUCAUUUUCUGAGAUUGCAAAAUUUGAAAGAACCCAUAGAUCUGCAUUUUUGUGCAGGUUUAUUGGCAUUCGGUAAUCAUAAGACUUGCAGAAUGGCAUAUACAGGCAGAUGUUUAUUUUUUAAAAAAAUCGGUGCCUGUUUUAUUCUAAUGUACAUAUUAUAUCAGUUCUUUGAUUUGCAGUUACCUUUUGACAAAAGUACUGUAACUUAUAACCAGGGCUUUCUGACAUUCAGUUUGGUUCAGAUCACCUAAUUUUGAAAAGUGUUAACAGUGUUGAAUUUUAAAAGUUCUCAUGGAAUAUCUUGGCAGCAUGCUAUUUUAAAAGUUGGUCUUUCAAGUAUGCCAUACUUAGGACAAAUGAAAGCUUCUUAGAUGCAAAGGAAACGCUUGCACUAAAUUAGUAUCUUAAGUUCUGUUUCUUUAUUAUGAAAUCCUUUUUGAUUUUACAAGAAAUGUAAGACGAAUAUGAAUGUGUUCUUUUGAGAAGCAGUUACUGUAUUUUGAUUUAAAUAACUGUUACAAUUUUAUAGUUCAUGGCCAUAAACCACAAAGAGAUCAGUUCAUGCUGAAGUGGCAAAAUGAAAUGUGAUUCAGCUUGUAAAUUGAUCAUUGUUUCAAUAAAGAAUUUGCACAGAGUA